Molecule: messenger RNA, 3042 nt
Organism: Cetraspora pellucida
Lineage: Eukaryota; Fungi; Glomeromycota; Glomeromycetes; Diversisporales; Gigasporaceae
Source: the annotation of a GenBank genome assembly
AUGAGUAUCGUAUAUCAUACAGCCUUGCGUCAGGACACUGAGGUGAAAAAUCAAACAGGAAAAAUUACAGACCUCACAGAUUCCGAUGCACAAAAAACAGUUAGAAAUAUGCAUAAGUGUCUAAUGGCCGCAACUGACAAGCGAGUAGGUGUAUUAGACGAGUUACUUCAAAUUAUUCGCACUGUUAAAAUUUAUGCGAUGGAAGAUUACUUUCGUAGUAAAGUUGUUGCUGCUCGGGAUAUUGAACUGAGAGAGCUCAACAAUUAUAUGUUCAUUAGGAUGUCUAUAAGAAUGUCAUGGGAAAUCCUUACUUUUUUGAUGAUGUUAUUUUCAUUCUUCAUGUACAGCAAAAUAUUAGGGAAAGAAUUGACUUCUAGUCUAGCCUUUACGGCUAUCAUUUUGUUUAAAAAUCUCCUUCAUGUUCUUAAUGAAACGCCAGCAAUUAUUAUUAGUAUUACUCAAGCAUUAGUUUCAAUAUCUCGAAUCGAAGAGUUUUUAAAAGAAUCUGAAAUUUACACCAAAAUUCUCGAGAAUAAUGGUGUCAUUUUGAAUAGCAAUAAUUGUAUUGGGUUUGAAGACGCUACUUUACAAUGGACAAAUAAAGGUUCAAAUCAAUUCGCUUUGAAUAAUUUGAAUAUUCAUUUUCUUCCUGGAAAAUUAUCGCUUAUAUUUGGUCCUUCUGGAUGUGGAAAAACUUGUUUGUUGAAAGCACUAUUGGCAUUAGAUGUUAAAUGUUCCGAUGGUCAUGUGUUUAAACCGCGGUUAGGUAAUAUUGCUUAUGUUGCCCAAACAGUAUGGCUUCAGAAUGGGACUAUUAGAGACAACAUACUAUUCGGUCAGGAUUACGAACCCGAAAGAUAUUUUAAGGUUAUAGCCAUGUGUAAACUUGAGGAUGAUUUAAAAGUGUUCAUAUCUAAAGAUAAAACUGAAAUUGGUGAAAAUGGUAUCGUACUUAGUAACGGUCAAAAACAACGUGUUGCUUUAGCGAGAGCUAUCUAUUCUAAACAUGAAGUUUUGAUCAUAGAUGAUUUUCUAUCUGCUGUAGACUUACAUAUUACAAAAUCCAUAUACAAACAAAUUUUGACUAACGAGCUGACAAACAAUAGAACAAUAAUUCUUGUUACACAUAAUAAAGACUUUUUGCAUGAUGCUGAUAUGACGAUUUACCUAAAAGACGGUAGGGUAGAUAAAAUAGAAUAUUCAAUCAAAAACCUUUCAGAACACGAAAACGUUGAACGUAUUGCAAAGGAAACCUGUAAAAAUAUUGCCGGAUCUCAAGAUGGUAAUAGAUUGAUCACAGAGGAAAUACAAGCCGAAGGGAUGGUAAACUGGUGGAUCUAUACUAUUUAUAUGAUUAAAUCAAAAAUGGUUUUGCUUUUAAUAAGCAUUUUUAUUUUGGCAACGUGGUAUAUCCAAACGAAGCAAGAUUUUUUGAUUAAAAGUUGGGUUGAUGCUCAUAAAACACAUAAUAAAGUGAAUCAAGCAGUUUCUCAUAUUGAAGUCCUUUCUCCCUUGACCGAAAGCUUUAAUCUCAUUGCGAGAAAUUUUGUCCUUACUCAAACCUUAUUUCUUCCCAUGUCAUAUGAAUUCGAUAACGUUGAUUAUUAUUUCUGGGCUUACGCAUUGGUCACGUUGGUAGCCAUUUCAUUAAAGUCUUUUAAAACAUAUUUUAUAUUCUUUGGAUCUUUAAUAGCAUCCAAAGAGUUGCAUAACUCUAUGUUGGAAAAAAUUUUAAAUACAACAAUUAGAUUUUACGAUACGACUCCAACAGGUAGAAUCCUGAAUCGGUUUUCGAAAGACAUGGAAAUUAUUGAUCAAAUUUUAUCACUUAAUGUCACUUCCUUUAUUUAUUCGCUCAUGUCUGCCGGUGCAUUAGUGAUAUCUGCUAUACUUAAUAUCGAUAUCGAUAUAAGAUUUAAAUUUUUAAUUGCCGGCAUUUUUGUUGUCGUAUCGAUAUUGUAUGCCAUAAUUGGCAUAUCAUAUAUAUCUACGUCUCGAUAUUUAAAACGCUUAGAAUCAGUUACUAGAUCUCCUAUCUAUUCAGCAUUUGACAAUACUAUUUCAGGUAUAUCAACAAUCCGAACAUUUGGCGUAGAAGAACGAUUAAAAGAAAAAAUGUGGGAUCUUAUAGAUAUCAAUAAUCAACCGUGCUUAUUAAACUGGGCAUGUAAUCAAUGGUUACAUACUCACACUAAUGUAGUAGGAGGUUUAUUUAGCCUCGCUGUUGGAUUUAUUAUUAUAUUUAAUCUUUCAAAAGGAAUGGAACCUGGGUUAGCGGGAUUAAUUCUUACAUGCGUAUUGAGUUUCAGUAGAAAUAUUGUCGAUGCUAUUACCACUUAUUCAGUCAUGGAAAUGAAUAUGAACUCUGUGGAGAGAGUUCAUGAGUAUUUAUCACUAGAAGUAGAACAAAGGAUAAUUGAUGGACUUAGUCCUUUAUUAAAUGAAUGGCCUCAUUCGGGUGAUAUUCAAGUCAAAAACCUCGGAGUACAAUACUCGAAUAAUGAUCCUUCUGUAAUAAAAAAUAUUUCCUUUCACGUAUGUCCUGGAGAAAAGAUUGGAAUUAUUGGAAGAACUGGAUCUGGAAAGUCCACUCUAGCUAGAUCAUUUAUAAGACUAAAUAUAAACCAUGGACAGAUAAUUAUUGAUGGAAUCGAUAUUUCAAAAGUUGACGUAUUUGCUUUGAGACUAAAUAUUAUUUUAUCUUCAUUUAUUAGUGACAAUUUAUGCUAUGGCAAGAAUGUCAAGACGAAUAAAAUUUACGAUGCACUUCGGAAGGCCCAUUUAAUUGAAAAUGAUAGUUUAUUAACACCCAACACAAUUGUUAAUGUGGGUGGAAACAAUUUCAGUCAAAGCCAACGGCAACAAAUUGCACUUGCAAGAGCGAUUCUUUAUAAAUCUAAAGUGGUUAUUAUGGAUGAACUAACUGCUGACGAUGGAAAUAUAGUUGAGUUUGAUGAUCCAUAUACUCUUCUACAAAAUCCUAAUUCAGAAUUGAGAAAAAUAUGUAUAGAAAGUGGAAAAUUUGAAACAUUUUAUGUUUGA